UUUAUUAGAUUCUAUUAAAAAUGUUAUCUCGAGUUGGAAUUAUUUGAUUGAGCAAUCCGUUUUCGAUAUCGAUAAAUUUUACCAAACAGUUCCAAUUGGCGUCGACAACACUCGAUUGUGUUAACUUUUGUAAUUAUGGGCUCUUCUCAAAGUAUCCAAAUACCCAAAUCAAAAAUGGAAGAUUAUUUAAAAUGGACUUAUUUGAAUGAGAAAGAAAUUUUGACUUUGUACGAAAAAUUUGAAAGUUGUUUUUAUACAAAUCGGGAUCCAAAUUUUAUCUUAGAACAACGUAUUCACGUCAAGGAAAUUUUUGAAAAAAUCCCACAAAUAAAGUAUAAUAUAUUUUGUGAUCGCAUCAUAAUCGUAUUCUCCUCAAAACAAGACGGUUGUUUUUCUUUUGAAGAUCUUUUAGAUUUUUUUUCAGUUAUGUCAGAUAAAUGUCCAGUUCAGGUUAAAGCUAGAUGGGCCUAUAAAUUAUUCGAUUUUAAUAAUCAAAAAGAAAUAAAUCCUGAUGAUAUAAGAGUGUUAAUCAAAAGAUUAACAAGUUCUAAUAGUGAUCAAAAACUUUCUGAUGAUGAUGUGGAAAAUAUUUUACAAGUGAUUAUGAGUAAGAUGGAUGUUGAAGAUAACAAUUCAAUUGGCUGUCAUGAAUUUGAACAUGUUUUAAAAAAUUUAAGUCAUUUUGAAAGCGCCUUUACUUGUGAACCAUAAUAACGGGUGUUUAAUAAAUAAUAAUUUAGAGUUUAGAGAGAAACAACUCAACCUUAAAAUUGUGAUAAAAAUUGUACCCCUCUGGUUUUUUAUUGAUUGAAUAACCGAUAUUUAUUCUUAACAAUGUUUGACUAUAGGUUUUUAUUAGAUACAGAGUUAUAGAUAUUUAUUAUUUUCUAUUUGACUAUUUCAUGUUAUUUUAAAUUUUUUG
Messenger RNA from Onthophagus taurus, 922 nucleotides. The record is from RefSeq and is a predicted model, not a curated record. Lineage: Eukaryota; Metazoa; Arthropoda; Insecta; Coleoptera; Scarabaeidae.